This is a messenger RNA of Lutra lutra (Eurasian river otter), 4009 nucleotides long. RefSeq names its product zinc finger protein 678-like. Gene Ontology annotation, cellular component: nucleus. NCBI's taxonomy places the organism in Eukaryota, Metazoa, Chordata, Mammalia, Carnivora, Mustelidae. Gene Ontology annotation, molecular function: RNA polymerase II transcription regulatory region sequence-specific DNA binding; DNA-binding transcription factor activity, RNA polymerase II-specific. The record is from RefSeq and is a predicted model, not a curated record. Gene Ontology annotation, biological process: regulation of transcription by RNA polymerase II.
ACCCGGGCAGCAGCCGCCCCCCACCCGAGAGCCGGGACCGGGUCGGCGCGGCCUUUGCGCCCUCCCUCGGGCCUUGGGGCCCCGGUACUGACGGGCGCACCCCCGCCCCGGCCUGGCAGGCCUCGGUGCACACGCGUGCUGACCUCUCGGGAAACGUGGGGCCCCGCGCCGGGAGGGCCGGGGCUCCGGAUCCGGGGGGGCUGCGGGGCGCCGAGCGGCACCGGCGACCCCACGCGGUCCCCAUCUCCGCCCGGCCCGCCGGGGGGACAGCGGCGGCGGCGGCGGCCGGGCCCCGGGAGGCGAGGUGUCCGGGCCGAGGGCCGGCCGAGCGGAGAACGGAGGGCGGAGCCGCCCCGCCCGCCCCGCCAACCCUCCGCGGCGCUCGGCCCGCCGCCCGCAGCCCUCCCGGCCGCAGCUGCAGCGUCCGGGGCCUCCAGGAUGGUCUGGCGCUCCUCGGGCGCGGAGUCCGAGGAGGAGGGAUGCACCUGCCCGGUGUGCCGCUGGACCGUGGCGACCCUGAGCGUGGCCCGCGCGCCCGCGCACACCAGGCCGCGCCGCCGGCAGCCCUAGUGCACCAGGGACUGCUGACAUUCAGGGAUGUGGCCGUAGAAUUCUCCCUGGAGGAGUGGGGACGCCUGACCCACACUCAGCGGCAACUGUACAGGGAUGUGAUGUUGGAGAAUUACGGACACCUCCUCUUCCUGGGUCUCAUUGUGUCAAAGCCAGACCUGGUCUCCUUUUUGGAGCAAAAGAAGGAACCUUGGAAUCUGAAGAGAAGGAAGACGGUAGCCUUCCACCCAGCCAUAUCUUCACAUGACAUCCAGAGCUUCAUGCCAAAGCCGAGCAUAGAAGCUUCUUUCCAAAAAGUGUCAAUGGGUAGACACAAAAAUAGUGACGUUGAGGAUUUACACUUAAUGAUAGACCGGGACAAUGAUGGGAAGAGUGAAGGGUAUCAAAGAUUUCAUGAAGGACAUAUCCAAACUCAGACAACUGCCCAUAAUAAGAAUCUCACUGUCCCAAGUGGUGAAGGAUAUAAAACAUUUUGGAAAACCUCCCUUUUUGAGUCCACUGUUUCCAAAAGCCAGUGUGAUUCUGCAAGUAAAACCUCAAAUCAAAUAUUCAGACAUACAUAUUUAGGGAAAGACAAUUUGGAAUGUCUGGAAAGUUACUUAGUCCAUGCUGAAAGUAAUCAUUUGAGCCAUUCUGAAAAAAGGAUAGGAUUGAUUGUUCAGUCAAAUAUUUCUGAAAAUCCGAGAUUUAAAAAUGAAGAAGAAAGUGCAAAGUGGGAUCCACUGGAGAGGUCCUUCACCGAGGAGUCGACCCUUCAGGAUGACCAGAGCAGUGUCAACGGAGACAGAAUUGCUCAAUGCACUGAAUCUGAGGAGACAUUCAAGCAGAGCUCAGAUGUUGAUAAACAUCUGAGGACUCGUGUUCCAGGAAAUGAUUAUGAAUGUAAUAAACGUGGGGAAGUCUUUUAUCAAAACUCUGACCUUAUUAUACAUAAGAGUAUGAAUACGGGAGAGAAUCCUUACAGUGAAUGUGGGAAAGCUCUUAACCCGUCGUCCAAUGUUGGUGAUCAUCAGAGAAUUCAUGUGGGAAAAAACCCACUUGGAUGUAAAAAACCUGGGAACACGUUUAGUCAAUCAUCAAGACUGAAUAUACCUAAAAGUUACAUUUUUAAGGAAUGUGGCAAAGACUUUGACUGGCACUCAACACUACCUCAAGAUGAGGGGAUGCAUACUGGAGAGAAACCGUACAGAUGUGAAGAAUGUGGUAAAACCUUUAAGGUCUGCUCAUCAGUGAAUAGACAUAAGCGAAUCCAUACUGGAGAGAAACCUUACAAAUGUGAAGAAUGCGGCAAGGCCUUUAACCAGCAGUCAAGCCUUACUGAACAUCACAGAAUUCAUAAUGGAGAGAAACCUUACAAAUGUGAAGAGUGUGGCAAGGCCUUCAGCCAGCGCUCACACCUUAUUAGUCAUCACAGAAUUCAUACUGGAGAGAAACCUUACAAAUGUAAGGAAUGUGGCAAGGCCUUUAACCACCACUCAGGCCUUACUCAGCAUCACAGAAUUCAUACUGGAGAGAAACCGUAUAAAUGUAAAGAAUGUGGCAAGGCCUUUAACCAUGACUCAAGUCUUACUCAGCAUCACAGAAUUCAUACUGGAGAGAAACCUUACAAAUGUCAAGAAUGUGGCAAGGCCUUUAACCAGCGCUCACACCUUAUUAGUCAUGAGAGGACUCAUAUUAGAGAGAAACCUUACAAAUGUGAAGAAUGCAGCAAGGCCUUCAGCCAACACUCACACCUUAUUCGACAUCACAGAAUUCAUACUGGAGAGAAACCUUACAAAUGUGAGGAAUGUGGUAAGACCUUCAAUAGGCAUUCAUCUCUUACUCAGCAUCACAUAAUUCAUACUGGAGAGAAACCUUACCAAUGUAAAGAAUGUGGCAGAGCCUUUAACCAGCACUCAAGCCUUAUUCACCAUAACAGAAUUCAUACUGGAGAGAAACCUUAUAAAUGUAAAGAAUGUGGCAAGGCCUUUAAACAUGACUCUACACUUACUCAGCAUCACAGAAUUCAUACUGGAGAGAAACCUUACAAAUGUAAAGAAUGUGGCAAGGCCUUUAUCCAGCACUCACAACUUACUAGUCAUCAGAGAAUUCAUACUGGGGAGAAACCUUACAAGUGUAAAGACUGUGGCAAGGCCUUUAACCACAACUCAAGCCUUACUUACCAUCAUAGAAUUCAUACUGGAGAGAAACCUUAUAAAUGUAAAGAAUGUGACAAAGCCUUUAAACAGCACUCAAAACUUACUCGCCAUCACAGAAUUCAUACAGGAGAGAAACCUUAUAAAUGUAAAGCCUGUGGCAAGGCCUUUAAACAGCACUCACACCUUACUAAUCAUUACGGAAUUCAUACUAGAGAGAAACCUAAUAAAUGUAAAGAAUGUGGCAAGGCCUUUAACCAGUGUUCACACCUUACUCAACAUCACAGAAUUCUCACUGGAGAGAAACCUUACAAGUGUAAAGAAUGUGGCAAGGCCUUUAGUCAGUGUUCAGCCUUACUCAUUAUCAAAGAAGUCCUAAUAGAGCAAAGCUUAAAAAUUUUAGGGCAGUGAGAGAAUUUUUUUUCUUUAAACAAGAAGUUAAACAACAAUGCACUUGACUUGAAGGGAAAAUGAUCAACAUUCAUUUCUCUUAGAGUAAUUUAUCCCUACUUUAAGACCGAUUGCCCCACAUGGAAAAGCUGUGUACAGACAAAUCGCAUAGAAUUGUCCUUGGUUCUCUAAUGGUAAAUGAAAAACAUUAAAAUGACCCAAUCAAACAAGGUAUGCAAGAAUUUUUAUGUUCUUUUUUGUUGUUGUUGUUAAAUAGAGCAAAAUGACUUUUGGAAUAUAACGAUAAGAGCUGAAUGACCAUGCCAUUAAUGGAAAAACAAAGGAGUAUUUUCACAGAUCCAGGUUUUCCCAAGGCCAACCCACCACCUCUUGAUGUUGAUUAAACCGAACCAUUGGCCAUUUUGUUUAAAAGAAAAAUACCAUAUGCUUGUGCACAUACACAGCUCCUUCAUGUCCAAUCAAGGAACAGGGAAGAGGAAAAUGAAAGAACAGAGAAAACUGUAUGUAGUGGUCAGGAUGUGGUGGAACCAAACUGUGGUUUUCUGAUUGAGACUGUCUCCUCUGUCUGGAGGAGUAGAGUUCUGCAGUGAAGUAGCACGUUGCCUUUUUUAGUUGACACCUCCUGUCUGCUGCUGGAACACAUCAGUUGUAUCUUCCUCCUCCGUUUCCAUCUGUGCCGGUGUAUCUGCUUCCUUGAGUGCGUGCCCAUCAAAUCGGAAUCUGAUCCGCCUCUUUGACAAACCCUGUCAUUCACAGUCGUUUUCCAUGAGUUUGCUAACCACAGUCUUGACUCCUUCCUUCGGCUUCUUCUUGGCCAUUGGGGGUGCCAGAAUCUUCCAGCUGCUGCUUCUCAGAAGAGAUACCAGGUCCCCAGUAAGAGCACACAUGUAACA